Clupea harengus (Atlantic herring) is the source of this 1268-nucleotide messenger RNA. Its product is annotated as GTPase IMAP family member 5-like. Gene Ontology annotation, molecular function: GTP binding. Lineage: Eukaryota; Metazoa; Chordata; Actinopteri; Clupeiformes; Clupeidae. Bases 77 to 958 code for a protein of 293 amino acids. The record is from RefSeq and is a predicted model, not a curated record. The transcript has 4 exons.
UGUGAAGAGGAUCGGAUCGUAGUGCAGUGAGCUUCAACCAACGGAAGACUGGGGUGUUCCUGGAAUCAGAAUUAUAAUGGACCAAGGAACAGAUGCAGAGGAAGUCUGCCAUACAUCUACACUGGCUGAAAGCAAGAAUCGUCCUCCAGACAUGUCUGAGCUUCGGAUUGUGCUCCUGGGAAAGAGUGGAAUGGGGAAGAGCUCGUGUGGGAACACCAUCCUGGGAAGAGAUGCAUUUCAGACUUGCUCAUCUCCAGCCUCUGCUCCUGUGACCCAACAGUGUGACAUGGCUACAGGCAGAAACCGAGGCAGAGGCAAGCGUCUGCUUGUCAUAGAUACUCCAGACCUGUUUGACUCCCAGCUCACCUACGACCAAGUCCAUAAACAAAUCACAGACAUUAAGCACUUAACUUCUCCCGGUCCUCAUGUACUACUACUAGUUAUUCAACCAAGUAGACUGGGAUGGUUUGAGGGUGUGGGACUGAAAAUGAUAGAGGAAGCUUUUGGUGACAGAGCUUUAGCCUUCACAAUGGCCAUUUUCACACAUGUUGAUAAUGAGGAGGAACGUACCUUUAUUGAUCUACCCGUCAGCAAAAACUUACUAGGGCUGCUCAGUAACAGAUAUCAUUUGCUAAACAACACAGACAAAGAUGACCACCAUCAGGUCAAUAGCCUCUUAGAUAAGAUUAACAAGAUGGUAGAGGAGAAUGCAUGCCUCUGCAACCCUAAAACUUGGACUGAAUAUGAUAGCUUGGCUAGUCAUGUGUCAAAAUAUGACUCUAUCACAAGACCUGAUCCAGUGGGAGAGACCAUGUGUCAGAAGGGUGAUAGGCGCCACGCUGAACAGGAAGCACCCGAGCCGAGAUUGACGCCGAAACCCUGGGAGCAAGUCUCUACAGCACAGGGGGGGAACAGGCAGAGGGGGAGACUCACAGAGAAAACACUGGGAAUGUUGUGAAGGAGAGUGUGCGGCUCGUCCUACUCGGGAAGACAGGAGUGGGGAAAAGUGCUACAGGGAACACCAUUCUCGGUAGGAGGGAAUUUCAGUCUUCAAGUAUGCAGCAUUCUGCCACAAUCAACUGUGAGAAGAAAAGCACAGUGAUUGGUGAGAGAGAGGUAGAGGUUAUUGACACCCCUGGACUGUUCAAUAGCGCUUUAACACCCGAGAAGGCUUGCGAAGAAAUUGGAAAAUGCAUUAGUUUUGCAUCGCCUGGGCCCCAUGUGUUCCUGCUGCUGCUCUCUGUGGGACGCUUCACCCAAGAGGAGAG